This is a messenger RNA of Cucurbita pepo subsp. pepo (vegetable marrow), 749 nucleotides long. RefSeq names its product protein PLASTID TRANSCRIPTIONALLY ACTIVE 7. Gene Ontology annotation, biological process: plastid transcription. The record is from RefSeq and is a predicted model, not a curated record. NCBI's taxonomy places the organism in Eukaryota, Viridiplantae, Streptophyta, Magnoliopsida, Cucurbitales, Cucurbitaceae. Gene Ontology annotation, cellular component: plastid-encoded plastid RNA polymerase complex.
GAUGGGUUAUUUAUCCAAAAACCCUACGCUUCGAAAAAAACUCGUCGUCUCGUCUGUAAAUAUCAUCCGAAGGUGAAGAUAGGACAGCGAUGACUACUCCAAUCCCGACACUCUCCUUUGCUUCACCUUUGUUUCAGAGGAUACAGACGAGGGCGGGAAUUUCUCAUGGAUUUAACUUUCCUCCGCGGUUACAGAUGGCCGCCAGAAAGCAAAGAGAUGGUGAGGGUGUCGGUCGGCGAGUGUGGCGACGAAGAAAAUUGACGAAGAAGGAUGAGAUGUCGAUCUUCAAAAUGGAUCGAAUUCCAUUCCUUGAAGAACAGGUAAGGAAGGUAAAGGAACAGGGGAAGCUCAUAACAAUGGACAUCGAAAGACUUCUGCUAUCAGAGGACAACCGCUUCGAUUUUGUGAACGAGGUUGCAGCGGAGGCUAAGGAUUACGUGGAGAACAAUCGUGAUGAAUAUGGGGGUUCCAAGAAAGCCAUUCUUCAUGUUCUUAGCAACCGAGUGAACGAUGCAGGGUUCUAUCGACCGGAUGCAUAUGCAGAAGAGGACCCAUUUAAACCCGGACCUCAUUAUCUCAAACAAGAAUUUACUUGAACAACCUUAUUACAAUAUCCAUUUUCCCAUACAAACUUAGUCUACCCUGUUGUUGUAUGUUCGCUACUGCAUAUUUCUCUUGUGAUUAAGAAUCCUGCUUGCAUUUUACUUACAAUUGAGAAGGAAUGCCACUACAUAAGCCGAGAAUAUAAU